This is a messenger RNA of Castor canadensis (American beaver), 942 nucleotides long. Its product is annotated as olfactory receptor 8G1-like. Gene Ontology annotation, molecular function: G protein-coupled receptor activity; olfactory receptor activity. Gene Ontology annotation, cellular component: membrane. Gene Ontology annotation, biological process: G protein-coupled receptor signaling pathway. Lineage: Eukaryota; Metazoa; Chordata; Mammalia; Rodentia; Castoridae. The record is from RefSeq and is a predicted model, not a curated record.
AAUAUGGCAGAAGGAAAUUAUUCCACAGUGACUGAGUUUGUCCUUGCUGGAUUAACAGAGAAACCUGAGCUCCAGCUGCCCCUCUUCCUCCUCUUCCUUGGAUUCUAUGUGAUCACAGUGGUGGGGAACCUGGGCAUGGUCAUCCUGAUUGGGCUCAGUUCUCACUUGCACACUCCCAUGUACUAUUUCCUUGCCAGUCUUUCCUUCAUUGACUUGUGCCAGUCCACUAUCAUUACUCCCAAAAUGCUAGUGAACUUUGUGACAGAGAAGAACAUCAUUUCCUACCCUGAAUGCAUAGCUCAGUUUUAUGUCUUCUGUGUUUUUGUUAUUGCAGAAUGUCACAUGUUGGCUGCCAUGGCAUAUGACCACUAUGUUGCCAUCUGUAACCCCUUGCUUUACAAAGUUUCCAUGUCCUCUCAGAUCUGUACCUGGAUGGUACUUAGUGUGUAUGGCAUGGGCUUAAUUGGUGCUACCAGUCACACAGUAUGCAUACUAAGACUGAGUUUCUGUAAGGCUGAUGUAAUAAAUCAUUACUUCUGUGAUCUAUAUCCUGUAUUGGGGCUCUCCUGCUCUAGUAUUUUCAUUAAUGAAGUAGUAGGUCUGUGUUUCUGUGCUUUUAAUAUUGUUGUCCCAAGUCUGAUCAUCUUUUGCUCUUACAUCUUUAUAAUUGCCAGCAUCCUCCACAUUCACUCCACUGAAGGCAGGUCCAAAGCCUUCAGCACCUGCAGCUCUCACAUUGCUGCUCUUGCCCUCUUCUAUGGUUCUACAACAUUCAUGUACCUGCAGCCUCCAUCUGUCAGAUCCAUGGACCAAGGCAAAGUGUCCUCUGUGUUUUAUACCAUUAUUGUACCCAUGCUGAACCCCUUGAUCUAUAGUCUGAGGAAUAAGGAUGUCAAAUUUGCCCUAAUUAAGUUGCUUGUGAAAAAGAGUAUAUUGUUUUAG